UAAAGAAAUUAUUGGCAGCCAUCUUUAAAAAAUAUGCAACUGAUACAAAGAAAAGCUCUAAAUAUAGCCCUUAGUUUUGGAAUGUAAAUAUAAACAAAUCAAAAGAAUGAGUCACCUUAUACAUGACUGCUCUUGACCUUAAAACAGCGGAAGUUGCGCAGAAUAACAAAAUGGCUGACAUUGUGCGAGUACAAAAAACUUACGAUCAAUAAUGCAAGAAUUAUGGAUAUAACGUCGCACCAGCGAUCGAAGAAUAAAGACGCAAAGUUGUGUACCAUUAACAUUCAGUUUUAAUUUCGCUUUGGACGGUGCAAAAUAUGGAUAAAAAGGAGGAAACAGGCAACUGUGUCUGCCAUGAAAAAGUAGAAAAUGCAAUAGGUGAAGCAUUUCACCGUUAUGGAAGACUGAUCUUUCGCCAUCCUGUUAAAAUAAUCGUAAUGAUUUUGAUAUUAAACGGGGCUCUUGGGGCCGGAAUGAUAAAGCUAAAAGAAGAUAUCGAUGUCAGCCGAGUCUAUACUCCUAUGAACAGUCAAGCAACGAAAGACGAGGAAUUUAUUAUUGCGUUGUUUCCCGACCAAAGUGGAACAGAGUUCUAUAGCUACCAGACUGUAAACCAGCCGAGAUAUGCAACUGUGUAUGUCAGGGCAGUUGAUGGCAAUGUAGUAAGCCAGUCGAACUUUUACAAGCUAAAAACCAUUGUUGAUAUUGUAAACGGUACUGUAGGUGAAGUUCCUUUCGAUCAAACAUGUGCAAGACGCAGUGGCGCUUGUGUGAUAGAUGGCGCAGUUUUACUUACAAGCCAUUUUAGCGCAUUUGCAGCUGCAAACAACGUUUCAUAUCCAUAUUUCAACGAUGAAAACGGUAUUCCAACUGACAUAGCGCCCUUGCUUGGUGAAGCCAAUGUCAGGGACAAAAUUCUUCAAGAGGCUAAAUACCUUAAAUUACAGUUUUAUUUGCGUUCGGAAAGUUCAUAUGACAUAGAAAAAAUUCAAGCGUGGCAGGACAAGUUCAUAGAGAAUAUGGAAAAUUUUAGAAGCUCUGAUCUCGAAAUCGCUUACGCUCAUACAGAUUCGCUCGGGAAUGAGUUAAAUGCAAACAUUGGCGGAGAUAUUGCACUUUUCUCUGCUACCUUUACAUUGAUGAUCACAUACGCAUGCGUUGCAACAUUUGCGGCCAGUAACGACUGUGUAGCCAACAGAAUGAUGCUGGGUUUUGCUGGUGUGAUUGCUGCUGGUCUUGGUAUCGUUGCUUCCUUCGGUUUAGUCAGCGCGAGCGGCAUGAGCUUUGUCAGCAUUGUUGGCAACUCUCCUUUCUUAAUUCUGGGAAUCGGUGUAGACGACAUGUUUAUAUUACUAUCUGGUCUGGUUACUGCUGGAUUUUCCGACUCCUCGGAACAACGAUUUGGAACAAUGAUGAGGCAUAGUGGAGUUGCAAUUACAAUAACAUCGCUUACUAACAUCAUUGCAUUCGGAUGCGGCGCUUCUUCUUCAUUCAAAAGUGUUCGAAACUUUUGUGUGUAUACAGGCGUUGCAGUCAUCUUCUGUUACAUAAACCAAGCAAGUUUCUUUUCGGCAUGGAUUGCUUUGAACGAAAAGCGAAUUGAGCAAAGAAAACACGUUGUUCUUUGCUGUAAUUCAGCAAUGUCAAAGACACAGUACAAACAGAAGAGAGCAUCAAAGAUGACAAUAUUUUGCUGUGCAGGUCAGAAACCGUCCGAGGAAAAAGACAUUGAUAGCUUCUUGGAACGUUUUCCAAAAUGGGUUCUCCCUAAAAUAGUGAAGCCCUUAGCAAUGAAAAUAAUAAUUUUGUUUGCUUUUGCUGCUUACUUAGGAGUAGCUAUUUGGGGCGUUAUCAAUUUGAAGCAAGGUCUUGUGAUAAGUGAUCUCGUUUCUAAAGAAUCAUAUUUCUACAAAUUUAACAAAUGGGAGGAAGAUUAUUUUUCAGAACAUAUACCGAUCAUGUUCGUCGUUGACAAUAAAGUAACCUAUUCUUCUGCAGAAGUACAAAAUGAAAUUCAGAACCUCUUAAAUGCCGCGUCUUCUAGUGAGUUUAUGACAAACACGACCAUUUCCUGGUUAGAUGCAUACACAUCUUCAAUAUUUUAUAACGAUACCAAUGAAGCAUCUUUCAUAGUUGGUAUUAAUUCUUUUCUCGCAGAUCCGAUUUAUUCCCGUUUUGAGCAUGACAUUAAGAUUUCAAAAGACAACCAAACUAUUGUUGCAUCUCGCUUCUAUGUGUUCACCAUUACUAUUGCUGAUUCUCAAGAUUCGGGGAAAAUGAUGACAGAUAUGAGAAAAAUUGCAAAUGACGAAAAGAAAUUGUCAGUUACCGCGUUUUCCCCAUCUUUUAUUUUCUAUGAACAGUAUGUACAGAUUUUGCCUCAAACGUUACAGACGCUUGGAAUGUCUCUCGGUGCUGUUUUUCUUGUCACCCUGUUCUUUAUGCCACACCCUCUACUUCUGUUUUAUAUCCUGGUCACAAUAGUGAUGAUCAUUACUGGAAUAGUUGGUUUUAUGCAUCACUGGGGCCUAACUCUUAGUUCGAUAACAAUGAUUCAUCUGAUCAUGAGCGUGGGGAUUUUCUAUUGACUAUACUGCACACAUCUGUCACGCAUUUAUGGUUGCCGACGGAAAUACUCGUGAAGAAAGAGCACAGCUCGCUUUGAAGACGGCCGGAGCACCAAUAUUUAAUGGCGCUGUUUCCUCUCUAAUUGGUAUAAUUAUGCUGUCUAUCGCCAAGUCAUAUAUAUUCAAAUCCUUUUUUCAAGUUAUGUUUUUGGUAAUUGCAUUUGGCUUAUGUCAUUCGGUUCUGUUUUUGCCCGUUGUAUUGUCGUUUAUUGGGCCAAAUAAAAGCCAUAGUAAGACCCAGAACAUUGGACGCAUUUCCUCAACGGAGUUAUCGAUGAGCAAUUCUAACACAAGUUUAAAAGCAAGAAGUACGCCUUAUCGCAAUGCAAUUGGUGAGAGAGAUUUGCCAUCUCCACCACCGGUACAAAACCAUGAUAAAACAUAUAACCGUGAUAGGCCAUUAUCCGGCCACAGUGUUCGUUCUAACGUAGGUAAAUCGGAUAUCCUAACGCAAAUGCGGCAAAACUCGCCCGUGAUUGUAAUAUAUACAGGAAAAUAAAAUGAUACAAUGGAAAUUUACAAAUGAUCAAACUCUAUUCAAGUCGAUCGCAAUCAAGAAAAGUGGAGAAAAUCCCUAUUUAUUGAUAACUUGUAGUGUGCGUAACUUGUAUCUCCAAUCACAAUUAUAAAACUGAUACUUAUGAGUAUAUCAAGUCAAUACAAUAAGACCAGCACUUCCACAAUAGCAAUUCUGCCAAAAACGUUGUUUUGAAAUAAAUCGUCGAAAACCUAUUCGUACAACUCCCUCUGCAUGAUGCUCAGAAAUAUGGAAUAAUCGCUUUCUUGGCCUGAUUAAAGCAGAAAUAUUAGAAUUAAUUGCUUCUACAUCAAUGGUGUUAUUAUAAUGUAAGAAAUAAGUAAAAGGCGAAUUUUUAGGGUGUUUCUGUCGAUUGAUUAUGAUCUUUCCACUUGUUUUAUCGGAGUGCGUGUUGUAUGAUUUGCGUAGAAAUUAUUUGCACGUUUAGAGAUCAUUUUUAUUGCAUGGUGAAAUGUUUGCAUAGAAAACCACAUUGUAAAACAUGUAUGUGCCAUCGUCUGUAAAUAAGAUUUUGUAAUUAUCACAUUGUUAUUAUUAUUAUUGACAAUUUAAAACUAAAGGUUGGGCCGUUUCUUUUAUAAAACAUUGAAAUCUUAAUAAAAAAGGAAAAUAAUAAUACAGAACCAUGACAAAAUUAAUAUACUAAAAUUAAAAUCAUCAUGUACGAAAUAUUCAAGAGAUUGUAAACAUGAGUUUGGCUUUUAACCUGUCUAUAUUUUUGAUUAUCCAACAUGUUUCUAUUACUAGUACAAUCAUGUUAUCCUUUAUUGUGUUUUCUGCAUUUAAAUUGAAAUUUAUGUGGGUUAGAUUUGCCUUUUCCAAACAUGGUCUUUAUAGUGACAAACAUACACUGGUAUCAAUUCUAUUUUAAAAUCAUUAUAUUAAUAUGGAAAAAUAAACUGUAAACAUACUCUCACAUAUAAGACAUUCAACAUAAUACAUGAAGAGUGGGGAUGAAUAUAUCUUAUUCUGUGCCUUUGUCAUGGUAAACAUGGAUUUCGUUUAUGAAAAACUGUUCGACACGAGCUUUGCCUAUCUUACUUUGUUUAAAAUAAAAAUGAAAUCAUUGGUUAAUUACUAUACAAAUUUUCACAUCAAUAACUAGGUCCGAUAUUGCUAUUUUGAUGCGUUGUUUUUAUGUGGAUAGGAAUGAAGUGUUUCAUUGGUUAUGCAUAUUGAUAUAUAUUAAAAUACUCUUACAAGCAUCAACUAGCAUUCACCAUGUACAUUGAUUUUUGUCCGAUAUUGCUAUGUCGAUGCGUUGUUUUAAUGUAGAUAGGAAAGAAUUGUCACAUUGGUUAUGCAUAUUGAUAUAUAUUAAAAUACUCUUACUAACAUCAACUAACAUUCACCAUGUACAUUGAUUUAAAAUAAAAAAACAAGUUGUAUUUGUAUGUUCUUUGUUAUAUUCUCGGAGAAUGAAUGACUCAUAAUAUAGCUAUCCUAAAAAUGUUGGAAUACAUUGCAAACGAACUACGAACUAAAACAGUCCAUAUUACCUCAGAUACAUGCUCUCAAGCCUGCAUAUUUGUGUUUAUUUUAAAUUCACUUUGAAGUUUAUCUGCUUUGCUUUGAACCAGUUCUUAUUUACAGCUAAUUUCUCAUAUUUAAAGAUGAAAAUGGCGGUCAACGCACAAUAUACAUGUACAUGAACGAUACAUGUGCACGAACUUGUCUUUCCUAAAAACAAAUUCAAGUCAUCCGAGUAAUCGAGUACUCGAUCGGAAGAUGGUCCGGGUACUCGAGUACCAAUUUUACUACUCGUUACCAUCCCUAUUUUGAACGCAUGUAUGCAACAUGCAUUUUCGAUUUGUUUUGCAGACGAUAGUAAUGAGUCAUUAAUCUUUAUAAUGUUUUUAGAAACUAGCAGGUAUAAACACUGUUAUUGUUAAACACUGCGAAAACCGAAGGGGAUUUUAACAAAACUCAAUAAACCAAUUAUAUACGCAAUGCGAUCACGUCUUCGGUGUAUGAUCGUAAAUUGCGCAGGCGUUACAUCAGCAAAAUUUCAGAAAAUAACCUAAUACUUCUUUUCUUUCUUCCCUUCUUGGUACCCGCUUAUGUCUGCGUGCAAAAAAAAUGUGAAAUUUAAUCAACAACCCGUUGGUAGCAUUUCAAAUAAGGGGCGGAGCAAAACUGCAAUUAUAAAGUACACGCCUAAUCAUUCUAUCGAGAUUGUUCGACAAAGUGUCCACGUUCGUCUUCGAGAAUCCAUGGCCGAUAGUUCUGGCAAGUUUUAUUAUUCAAACACUUUUUGGUCUUUGUUUUCUGUCGUUAAAUCUGAACAAUGACAUUAAAGAUUUGUACUUACCAGAGAAUACACAAACGGAAAAAACGGAAAGUGACAUUGUUCAAACGUAUUCGAAUCAAUCUGAAUUGAGCUUUAUACCUCAUACCACAAUAAAACCAAGUCUGCAGGCGGACAUUAUACUUUACAGCAAAAACAGUUCGAUUCCACUAAAUUGGAGUGACGUACAAGAUGUUUUCAGCCGGAUUGAAAGCAUCGAGACAUCUACAUUGUACCAACGAAACGCACGGAUGAGAAGCGUUUGUGCAACCUGGAAUGGAACAUGUGUUGUAACUAACACGAGCGCAACGACGAAUCUUCGGUCAAUGACCAAAGAAGAACGUGUUUUGAAUACAUACAUCAAAAUGUCUAUCUUCCUUAGACAGGACACUGAGGGGCGCCUUGCAGAAUCGACUCUUUGGCUUGAUAAAUUCACUCAAACGAUGACAACUCUUACCUCUGAGAAUACUGGCUUCGUGUUCAGCACAUCAUUAUCAUUUUACGAUCGCCUCAAUUCGGACACUUACAUAGACAUUCGAUAUUUCGGUCUAGUGUUUACUGUGUUUAUGACAUAUUGCGGAUUCCUUCUUUCGGGCGGCGACUGCUUGACCAAGCAAGCACAUGUCGGUAGAAUGGGACUGAUUGUCACCCCUUUGAGUGUUAUGGGCGCAUGGGGUCUCUUGUCUGGUUGCGGUGUCCCCUUUACGAAUAUGACUGGAGUGAUGCCAUUAGUUGCACUUUUUUUACAGGUGAACAAUGUACAGUACACACUGAUGAAACUGGCUGGAACCUCGGGCAUUCCUGAUGCCAAGACUCGCAUUCAACAGACUGUCCGUGAAAGUACAGUUUCUGUAUGUGCGGCAACAAUCACCGCUACCGUACCUUUAGUUGCUGGCCUUUUCUCAAGCUACAAGUCAACUCGACUAGUCUGCCUGUACACAGUGGUGACAAUGUGUUUUUCCUAUAUCAAUCAUUGGACGAUGUUUCUUGGGUGUUUGGUUAUUCAUGAAAAACGCAUCGAUGCAAACCGCCAUUGCUGCACAUGCAGAAAAAUUAAUUUGCCCGACGACGAAAAUGUUCAAGAAAGAAGUUCAUGCUUUAGGUGUUGCUGUACUGGCCGUCCACCUAGGUCAUAUAGAGACACACAGAGCACGUUACAGAAGAUUCCUACAUUCUUUCUCUCUCGAGCAGUUCUUUCCUUGCCUUGCAAAAUAUUGUCAACAUGUAUUUGUGUUGUCUUUCUCGGAGUAUCAAUAUACCAUGCGAUUCAAACAAGAGCCGAUAUUUACCAUGAAAGUUUCAUAAAAGAAGGGUCUUAUUUUUACGAUUACAAUAUUUUAAAUGAAAAAUACUUUCCUGAUCAUAUUUUCAUAACUUUUGCCACAAAACGUAGAUCCGAAAUCACUGUUGAAAACUGUGAAUCUGUGCGAAGUAGCCUCGAGAUAUUUAUUAAUAAGAAGGAAGCGAUUCUUAGUAAUGAGACAAUUUUUUGGUUUGACAAAUAUAUCAACGCCGUUCACGAGAAUAGAUCGCACGAUUUUGCAUCGUCAGUGCGUAGUUUUUUGUCUAUGUUUCCUGAAUUCAAACAGGACGUUGCGUUUAGCGAAGACGGAUCCCAAAUCCAGUCGUUUCGAUUUUACCUGAAAACUAGGCCUAAGCAAGAUAUUAUAAAAUUGCAUUCGGAGAUCGGCAAUGAAGCAGUUCUAGGUGAACUAGUAUUUUUUGUUUAUUCCCACAACUUUAUUUGGGUUGAUUCCUAUCAAAAGGCCUUUUGGGAAACACUUGUAUUUAUGGGAAUUGAGUUUCUUGUGACUUGCGUGUCCAUGGGUUUAAUAUGCAGAGACCCUUUACUUACAGUUUAUACCUGUAUUUGGUAUGUUGUCGCUUGUGUAGGAAUAUUUGGUUUAAUCAAUAUUCUUGACGUUUCUAUCACGUCUGUCUGUUCAAUCAUUCUAAUAUUUGGUGCAACCUACAUUUGCAAUGUGAUUGUCUAUAGUCACCUGUCGUAUUUGGAGUCAGAAGGCACUGAUAUCGCUUCCAGAACCUAUAAUGUAUUAGUCGAGACAACUUCCUCAUUAUUUAACACGCUGUUUGCAACAUUACUUGGCCUUAUGGUUAUGUUCACCAAUGAAUCAUUUGUAUUUAUAACCAUUUUCAAAGGGAUGGGUUCAAGCAUUGUGGUAUCAUUGUUUGUCGGUUGUUUAUUUAUUCCAACGCUUCUCAGUAUCUUUGGGCCGAGUACAGGAAAAACAUGGUCAGAAAAUGUAGAAAAGAAAAUAGAUAUGACGGUGAUUGCGAAUGGGCAUCAUGAGACAGAAUUUGGUCAAACAAAUAACGCUUUCAUUGAUACAGCGGAGAACACAGAGUACUUGUAACUUAAACGAUCCCAUCCGAAUUAUAUCUAUAAAUAAAUACCAUUAGUUACAUAAAACGAAUAUGCCAAAUUUGCUUACCGAAUUAUGCCAAAUUUAAAGUUCCUGGGUACCGCGUACAAGCCUCAUGGGCGCCUUGUACUCCGUUUAAAUAUCCCCCAAACACCACGAACCAAAUAAAGGAUGGGCGGGGAGAGCUAAAGGAAUCAGCCUCCUCAAUUGCUAUUACUUGUUGUCGUCAGGUAUUUUUGGCGAUUUAGAUCAGGAAAUAAUUGAUUCACUCACUAUGUUAUUGAGUUAAAUUUGCUAUGAACAUGUACAUUGAUUUUUUAAACAUACUCAUUUUGUUUUCUAUAUCUCCUUUUCGUCCUCUUAAUGUUUUUACGAAGUUCUGUAAAAAAGUAAUAAUAUUUUUACUUCUGUAUCUGUGCCCCAAGUUUAAGACAUUAUAACGACUCGUGAUAUACGCUUUUAUAGUGAACUUCGUAAAUCUGCACCAUUUAUUAUAAGUUAUGUUAGUGUAUGUAUGUAAAUAUUUAUGAAUAUAAAAUAUGUUACCUUUUUUAUGCAUUAUGCUGAUACAGUUCUCUAUUCAAAUGGAUAGUUAAUAUGAAUAAGUUCGCCUAACCUUUAUAUGAAGUAUAAUACAUAGGAACCCCUUAUGUAAAUACAGUCGAACGCUGUUAUCUCGAUGUUUUGCUUAUGUUGAACUUUUUUCGAAUGUAAUAAGUUUAGUUAGACGUGUUUUGUAUUUCGGUUAUAUCGAAUGUUCGAUAUAUCGAAGUAUUUCCCGAGCCCCAACGACUUGGACAUAGCGAGUUUUUACUAUAUACAACGUAUGAGAGACCAAUAACAUAACCCGAGGCUAUGUCAACAUUAGCGCUAUAUUCCAAAAGCGAGACAUUUGCCGUUUGAUAACCUUUAUGUAAUAGGUGUUGUUCCGAAAUGUCUUCAUCGUGCCAGUUCAAUGUCAAACUGACCCUUGAAAUGCAUAUAUAUGGCACUUAAGAACUAUAAAUCAUAACUGUUUAAGACUGCAAGUUUGCGAUUUAUGCUUUAUCUUUUAUCAUUAUGAGAGUGUUGCAUUAUUUUAUCAUUAUGUAAUAUUUACCUUUUAAACACCUUUUCAAAUUUAUUGAUCAUGUGUUUAUGUUUUAAUGCCAUCCCUUUAUUUGCGCAAUAUUCGCAUUGUACUUUUUUUGGAAUAUUUUUGUAUUUGCACUUACGAUUAUAACAUCAAUAAAUAACUUAUGUUAA
Mya arenaria is the source of this 9081-nucleotide messenger RNA. Its product is annotated as patched domain-containing protein 3-like. The transcript has 9 exons. The coding region runs from base 318 to 2588 and encodes 756 amino acids. The record is from RefSeq and is a predicted model, not a curated record. Gene Ontology annotation, cellular component: membrane. NCBI's taxonomy places the organism in Eukaryota, Metazoa, Mollusca, Bivalvia, Myida, Myidae.